AUGGCUCGUCAAAUUCAACUGUCUGAAGAGGUUGCCAAGCAAGUUGAAACCUUGUCUGUUGAAAACAGAUUGCAAGCUCCAAAGGAAGAGGCUCAUAGAACUAAGUCGCCGAAAAAGGCCGCUGGCGCCGCCAAAAAGUUCAUCCGGAACAGAUUCAAACUCUUUGAAGAAGUCAAAGCUCAACAGAAUACCGAAAUUUCUGCCAAGGAAAGAGUCUCUAUCAAGCUCACCUUGAAGGAUGGGACUGGAAAGGAGGAGAGACAGGACAUUUCCAGAGUCAAUAGCGAGUUGUGGGACUUGGAACAUCCAUUUGAGGGCGAUGCCACCCUUGAGUUCUUUGACUCCCUAGACGGGAAGGCCAUUUUCUGGCACUUCUCCACCCACAUAUUGGGCGAAGCCUUUGUUGGAGAUGUUCAGCUACAACAAGUACAAGCAGUACCUCAUCCUGUCCAAGAUUCCCAACGACACCUCAAGUCCUUGGAGAAGGCUGCUUCUAAAGACCACCGAUUUGACGAGGUGAUUACUCCAGACAUGUACAACUCUAAGUUGUGUGAGGUCUCUGGCCACCGGGCUAACUACAAAAACGACGUGUUCGUUUUCGAUGGUGAAAAGGAGACGUUUGGGUUGAAGCCAAUGAACUGUCCGGGAUACUGCUCGAUGUUUAAGGACAGAAAGAGAUCCUACAGACCGGAGAAGUAUGUUGGCGAGUUAUCCACCAGGGACAACGCCGAGAGUCAAUUGGAGCGCUGUUGGAACAAGCGGGGUGGUAAGUGGAGCAUCAACCCAGGUGAUGGGGCAUUCUAUGAUCCUAAAAUUGGCAUCCUGAUCUCCGACGCCUUGAAGGGAUGGCACCAAUGUGCCACCAUCCAAUUGGAUUUCCGGUUGCCGAACCAAUUUGAGUUGGAAUACACCCCACAGGAAUCUCUUGCUGGUACCACCAAACCAGUUAUGGUCCACCGUGCCAUUUUGGGUUCGGUCGAAAGAAUGACCACCAUUUUAGCCGAGCACUUUGCCAGAAAGUGGCCGUUCUGGUUGUCCCCAAGACAAGUUUUGGUUGUGCCAGCUGGUGUUGGGUACUUUGAGUACGCCGAGACUGUCAACGCCAAGUUGAAGGCCGCCGGUUUCCGCUCCGACGUCGAUGUUUCUAAUAACACCUUACAGAAGAAGGUCAGAAAUAGCCAGGUGUCCAAGCACAAUUUCGUCUUUAUUGUCGGCACGGAGGAGUAG
Molecule: messenger RNA, 1227 nt
Organism: Babjeviella inositovora NRRL Y-12698
Lineage: Eukaryota; Fungi; Ascomycota; Pichiomycetes; Serinales
Exons: 7
Coding region: 1-1227 (408 amino acids)
Biological process (GO): threonyl-tRNA aminoacylation
Molecular function (GO): ATP binding; threonine-tRNA ligase activity
Source: RefSeq, a predicted model, not a curated record